UUCACUACACUGGUUUUUAGAUGCAGUACAGAUAUGUGUGGUAUCACUGACUCUUGGUUCAGAGGAGCUGUCGUCUCAGCCAUGGAAAACAUACAACCGAGAAGCCUUCACUAUGUGACCAUAGUCUCUGUCCUCUUCACCUCAUCUUUAUCAGCUGAAGGUGUUCAGAUCAGAUUGGUUGGAUCUGGUUCUACUCGCUGUUCUGGAAGAGUUGAAGUUUAUCACAACGGUGUUUGGGGAACAGUCUGUGAUGACGACUGGGACUUCAAUGAUACUCAGGUGGUUUGCAGACAGUUGGGCUGUGACACAAGAGACAUUGUCCCUUUAACACCAAGGUUUGGUGAAGGUAUUGGUCAAAUCUGGCUGGACGAUGUGUCCUGUUUAGGAAAUGAGAGUUCAUUAACUGAUUGUCAGCACAAAGGAUUUGGGAAUCACAACUGUAGACAUACUGAGGAUGUUGGUGUGGCCUGCUCAGGCUCUGACAUUAGACUGGCAGGGUCUGGUUCUACUCAGUGUUCUGGAAGAGUUGAAGUGUCUCAAAACGGUGCCUGGGGAACAGUCUGUGAUGACGACUGGGACUUGAAUGAUGCUCAGGUGGUCUGCAGACAGCUGGGCUGUGGGUCGGCACCGAGUGCCCAUCCAUCAGCCCACUUUGGUCAAGGUUCUGGUCCAGUCUGGCUCACUGAUGUGCGCUGUUCAGGACAUGAGCAGUAUUUAGUUCAGUGUGAACAUGGAGGAUUAGGGAGACCUCACUGUGGACAUGAUAAGGAUGUUGGUGUGGUCUGUGAAGAUGUUCAGAUUAAACUGGUUGGGCCUGGUUCUACUCAGUGUUCUGGAAGAGUUGAGGUCUACUACAACGGUACCUGGGGAAGAGUUUGCAGUCAGCACUGGGACACUCGUCAUGCACAAGUGGUCUGUAGACAGAUGGGCUGUGAGACGGCUCAGGCAGUGUCUGUUGUAGGCCAGUUUGGUGACGGUACUGGUCUAGUCUGGCUGGAUGAUGUGCGCUGUUCAGGAAAGGAGAGUUCUUUAACUCAGUGUCUUCACCACAAAUUUGAUAGACGUGACUGUGGAUAUAGUAAAGAUGUCGGUGUGGUUUGUUCAGGUUAUCAAGUCAGACUGGCAGGGUCUGGUUCUACUCGGUGUUCUGGAAGAGUUGAAGUUUAUCAGAAUGUUGCCUGGGGAACAGUCUGUGAUGACAGAUGGGACCUGAAUGAUGCUCAGGUGGUCUGCAGACAGCUGGGCUGUGGGACAGCUCUGAGUGCCCCUGGUUCAGCCCACUUUGGUCAAGGUACUGGUCCAGUCUGGCUCGCUGAUGUGGCCUGUACAGGAGAGGAGGAGACUCUAUUUAAGUGUUCAAACUCAAAUUGGAAACACAAAUGUGCACAUAAUGAGGACGCUGGUGUGGUCUGUUCAGUGAGUCUGCAGGAACCCAGCAUUUCUGUCACGUCUCCUAAUGAAGGGCUCACGUGGGGUCCUGAAGGUGCAGAAGUCAUCAGAGGUUACAGCUUCGUCAUCACCUGCUCUAUUAAGGCCAACUCUUCUCAAGGCCGUUUCUCUCUGAUGCUCUCUGACUCCACCAUCAUCAACCCUGACCUUAAAGACAACAACUCGGCCUCCUUCAUCUUCCCUGUAGCUCUGUACGAACACCAGAACAACUACACCUGUGUGCAUAAAGUGACAACCAAGGACUCCAACUCCACAGAGACAGCAACCAUUAGUAUCAUCAUUAAAUUUCCAACAGCUUUUGUCAUCAGACAUGUGACCGUGCCGCUGAUUCUGGUGCUGGAGUUCUGUGGCCUUUAUUUCUACUUUAAGGUACUGGACUGGUCUGAGUGUGGACCUGCUCUAAUGAAGGUUCCUGUCAGAUACUGCUCCACUGAGUGGAAAUGGGGCUGCAGGAGAACAAAGAGAAAGGACUACACAGAGAGAAAGGAAGUGCCUGAAGAAGACAAGCUUUUUUUUUCCACUACACUGGAUUUUAGAUGCAGUACAGAUAUGUGUGGUAUCACUGACUCUUGGUUCAGAGGAGCUGUCGUCUCAGCCAUGGAAAACAUACAACCGAGAAGCCUUCACUAUGUGACCAUAGUCUCUGUCCUCUUCACCUCAUCUUCAUCAGCUGAAGGUGUUCAGAUCAGAUUGGUUGGAUCUGGUUCUACUCGCUGUUCUGGAAGAGUUGAAAUUUAUCACAACGGUUCCUGGGGAACAGUCUGUGAUGACAGCUGGGACUUAAAUAAUACUCAGGUGGUUUGCAGACAGUUGGGCUGUGGGACAAAAGACAUUGUUCCUUUAACACGGCGCUAUGGUGAAGGUAUUGGUCAAAUCUGGCUGGAUGGUGUGUCCUGUUUAGGAAAUGAGAGUUCAUUAACUGAUUGUCAGCACAAAGGAUUUGGAAAACACGACUGUGAACAUUCUGAGGAUGUUGGUGUGGCCUGUUUAGGCUCUGACAUUAGACUGGCAGGGUCUGGUUCUACUCAGUGUUCUGGAAGAGUUGAAGUCUAUCAAAACGGUGCCUGGGGAACAGUCUGUGAUGACGACUGGGACUUGAAUGAUGCUCAGGUGGUCUGCAGACAGCUGGGCUGUGGGUCGGCACUGAGUGCCCAUCCAUCAGCCCACUUUGGUCAAGGUUCUGGUCCAGUCUGGCUCACUGAUGUGCGCUGUUCAGGACAUGAGCAGUAUUUAGGUCAGUGCGAACAUGGAGGAUUAGGGAGACAUCACUGUGGACACGAUAAGGAUGUUGGUGUGGUCUGCGAAGAUGUUCAGAUUAAACUGGUUGGGCCUGGUUCUACUCAGUGUUCUGGAAGAGUUGAGGUCUACUACAACGGUACCUGGGGAAGAGUUUGCAGUCAGCAGUGGGACACUCGUCAUGCACAAGUGGUCUGUAGACAGAUGGGCUGUGAGACGGCUCAGGCAGUCUCUGUUGCAGGCCAGUUUGGUGAAGGUACUGGUCUAGUCUGGCUGGAUGAUGUGCUCUGUUCAGGAAAGGAGAGUUCUUUAACUCAGUGUCUUCAUCACAAAUCUGAUAGACGUGACUGUGGAUAUAGUAAAGAUGUCGGUGUAGUUUGUUCAGGUUAUCAAGUCAGACUGGCAGGGUCUGGUUCUACUCGGUGUUCUGGAAGAGUUGAAGUUUAUCUGAAUGGUGCCUGGGGAACAGUCUGUGAUGAUGACUGGGACCUGAAUGAUGCUCAGGUGGUCUGCAGACAGCUGGGCUGUGGGACAGCUCUGAGUGCCCCUGGUUCAGCCCACUUUGGUCAAGGCACUGGUUCUAUCUGGUUCAAUGAUGUGGCCUGUACAGGAGACGAGGAGACUCUAUUUAAAUGUUCAAACCGAAGACUUUGGAAACACAAAUGUGCACAUAAUGAGGAUGCUGGUGUGGUCUGUUCAGUGAGUCUGCAGGAACCCAGCAUUUCUGUCACGUCUCCUAAUGAAGGGCUCACGUGGGAUCCUGAAGGUGCAGAAGUCAUCAGAGGUUACAGCUUCGUUAUCACCUGCUCUAUUAAGGCCAACUCUUCUCAAGGCCGUUUCUCUCUGAUGCUCUCUGACUCCACCAUCAUCAACCCUGACCUUAAAGACAACAACUCGGCCUCCUUCAUCUUCCCUGUAGCUCUGUACGAACACCAGAACAACUACACCUGUGUGCAUAAAGUGACAACCAAGGACUCCAACUCCACAGAGACAGCAACCAUUAGUAUCAUCAUUAAAUUUCCAACAGCUUUUGUCAUCAGACAUGUGACCGUGCCGCUGAUUCUGGUGCUGGAGUUCUGUGGCCUUUAUUUCUACUUUAAGGCCAAAAAACGACAGAUGUCACUUCGGGUGUCUAGAGCCUGAGGAGGAGAAAUGAAUCCGGGGAGCAGAGUUGGACCUCCAGACCCCUGUCUUGGAAAAAACAAUCCAAGUCAGUCACCAGAAUAAAAUGUUGUAAAUUCCCUCAACCACAGAUAUUGUUAAUAUAAUUCAUCAGUGAAGGAUCUGGUCCUCAAGAGUGCAGGAGAUGUAGGCGGGGUGGAUGGUGAACACACAAAUAGACUUUGACUCUGCACUGACAUGAGACUGGGUUCAGGAGUUAAAGUUGAAUUAACAUAAUAUUGAGCAGACUUUAAUAAUGAAAAAUGGGUUUAUUUUAUUCAUGUUCAAUUACCACCUCAUUUUGUUGCUUUCUCAGGACAAUUCAGAAGUAAAUACGAAGUUAAUGAAACUUUGAUGAUUUGAAAGUUGUUGCAGUAAAAAUGUUACUAUUAGAGAGGAUUAAUGAAUGAUUCAUAAGUAGGUUUGAAUAAAUUGAUUUAAGGUUCACUGUUUGACAGGUUGAUGCUGCCAAAAUGUCUGAUCUUAUAUUUGCUUAGUUUACUUUAUCUUGUGUCUGUAUCAGUCACCAACUGAAACCAUUUUACUCAUGAGUUACUUUUAAAACCUACAAAUGGACAAAAGUGUAAAAUAUGUAAAACAUGUAAAAUACGUCACCUUCAAAUAAUGCUUCACAAAUUAACUAAAUGUUGACUUCAUUGCUGGUUUUAUUCUGUACACAGUUGACAGUGACAACAGUAAAGAAACUCAUCUGACUCACCUUAUUCUUUAUGGAAAGCUGUCAAACGUAUCUUUUCCACUUCUUGUUUAUUUUUGUACUUGGUCACCAGUUACUGCUGUUGAAUACAUGAUUGUACAGAUAUUAUUUGGGUACAUGGGCUGGCAGUUUUUGAAAUAUAUAGCUUUGUUUACAUCUUUGAUAUUUGUACUUCAAUAUGAUGUAAAUAAUACAAAGUA
Sphaeramia orbicularis (orbiculate cardinalfish) is the source of this 4761-nucleotide messenger RNA. RefSeq names its product deleted in malignant brain tumors 1 protein-like. The transcript has 18 exons. Lineage: Eukaryota; Metazoa; Chordata; Actinopteri; Kurtiformes; Apogonidae. The record is from RefSeq and is a predicted model, not a curated record. The coding region runs from base 34 to 3828 and encodes 1264 amino acids. Gene Ontology annotation, cellular component: membrane.